ACCACACGAGGCAACCUCUGAGCCAGCGAGAGUUUAAUAUAAAUCAAGCUUUUUCCCUUCAUUUUUCGAGCUGGAAUUUCAAAAAGUAGUCCUCGCAUUGUACCCUUUUUGUUGUUUUAAAUAAAGCAAAAAAUAAAUUAAAUUCGAAAAAAAAAAAAAGUAUCUAUCUUCUACCUAUAAUCAAUCUAUCACCGAACAACCACACAGAGAGAGAGAGAGAUAGAGAGCGAUAUACAAUCAAACCCAUUAAAUAAAAUCUCAAACUAUUACUGGGUUUUUUCUGCUCAUCAUCAGUUUUUGUGUUUUUCAUUUUCUAUUUUUUUUUUUUUUUUUUUUCCCAUUCUGUCGUUGGUCGUGUUAUGAAUUCCCUUUUCGCACCCUUUUCGAUGGUUUCUUCUUGCUCUGGUUUUUUCCGUUUUGUUUUGUUUGUAAGUGUUGUUUUUACAAUAGGCUGCGCUUCAUCGGCGCCUCUGUGUCCGCUCCAAUCAGAUAAGUUUCGAAAUAGCCUUCAAUCGCAGUGCUCUGUUGGGAUCUCGCCAAAUCCUCCGAUUCAGGUGUAUGGAGAGUUCCUGGAUGGAGAGUUCCUGGACAGAGCUUUGAGCUCCAAACAGAGAGACACUUAUACUUCGGUACUCUUUUAUGCUUCCUGGUGCCCAUUUUCUCGCAGUAUGCAUCCUACAUUUGAAGUACUUAGCUCCAUGUUCCCACAAAUGGAACAUUUUGCUAUUGAACAAUCUUCAGCUCUGCCAAGUGUAUUUUCAAGAUAUGGAAUCCAUAGUCUCCCCUCAAUUUUAUUGGUGAAUCAAACAUCAAAGUUGCGAUAUCGUGGUCCAAAAGAUCUCCACUCCCUUGUUCAAUUUUAUCAGAAAACAACAGGGCUCGAACCAGUGGAAUAUUUUGCUGAAGAUGAAUCAGCCAGCUUGGGGAGGAGUGAUGAAUUAAUCAUGCAGUCCUGGAACAGGUCUUCACUGAGACAGAUGAUUCAGAACAAACCCUACUUGGUAUUUUCAGUAUUCUUCCUCUGUCUGAGGUUGCUUAUAUCCAUAUUCCCAGAAGUCUCAUCUCGUCUAAAAGCUUUCUGGGAUUCAUAUGUUCCUCACUUAAACUUGGAAAUAUUUGGUGAGACAAGCCAAAUAUUUGGGCGUGCCCUUCACAUGAUCGAUGUGAGGAGGGUCUUGACCAAACUGAGACUUUGCAAGACCAGGAACUUCCGUGAAGGUGCAAAGAAUGCUCGGGUUUGGGCUUCCCUGGCUUCUGUCUCCCUGGGUGAAUCUUCUUCAUCUAGGUCAUCAUCCUGAGGUUGAAGUCACUGUACCAGGCGAGCCAAACUGAGGAUUGAAAGAGCUUAUUGAUCAGAUAGUGUGAUACAGAGUGGUGAUGCAAUACGGUAUUCUCUCUCUCUCUCUCCCUCAUCUAAUGUUGGUCAAGUUUUACUGUAGUGAUGAUAGCUGAAGCUGUUGUCCUUGUUUGAGUUGGGUCUUUUUGGGAAGGAAGCAAACAAGCAUGUAAAUUGAGAACAGCUCUCUUUUUUGUGUAUAUUAAUGUAAUGUCAUUUGGAGGAACUACUUCACACAUCAGUACAAUGUAAACCUAUUUAACUUCUCGUCGUGUCUUUUUCUCUCGC
Pistacia vera is the source of this 1624-nucleotide messenger RNA. RefSeq names its product 5'-adenylylsulfate reductase-like 7. The record is from RefSeq and is a predicted model, not a curated record. The transcript has 4 exons. The coding region runs from base 360 to 1298 and encodes 312 amino acids. Lineage: Eukaryota; Viridiplantae; Streptophyta; Magnoliopsida; Sapindales; Anacardiaceae.